This is a messenger RNA of Ictidomys tridecemlineatus (thirteen-lined ground squirrel), 2395 nucleotides long. It is a transcript of the gene Omd, whose product is annotated as osteomodulin. Gene Ontology annotation, molecular function: protein binding. The record is from RefSeq and is a predicted model, not a curated record. Lineage: Eukaryota; Metazoa; Chordata; Mammalia; Rodentia; Sciuridae.
ACCAAGAACACAAACAUCUUAAUUUGAAUCCUCAAAGUUUUGUGUAAUGAAAAGAAAUACAUAAUUUUAAUUCAACCCAAGUGUUUUCCAACCAGAUUGUAUUUGCUUAAAUUGCUACAGUAAUUCAAGGGACAACCCUGUCUGGACACAGAGUUACUGUGGAUUUUUAAAGAGACUCAGUUAAAGAAUUUAGGAAUUUCUGAUUCAUUUAAAGGAUUUGCAAAUUCAUCAACCCUUGAAAACUAAAGCAAAUUUAACAGGAAAAAAAAAAAAAGAACAUGGGCUUUUUAAGUCUAGUAUAUGUCCUUUUCUUCUUUUUUGGAGACAAAGUAUCCUGCCAAUAUGAAACUUAUCAAUGGGAUGAAGAUUAUGACCAAGAACCAAAUGAGGAUUAUGAACCAGAAAUCCAAUUUCGUCAACAUGUAGAAUAUGGAGUUCCUUUUUAUCAGCAUAGUUUAGGUUGUGCCAGUGAAUGCUUCUGUCCAACUAACUUUCCAACAUCGAUGUACUGUGACAAUCGCAAACUCAAGACUAUCCCAAAUAUUCCAAUGCAUAUCCAGCAACUCUACCUUCAGUUCAAUGAAAUUGAGGCUGUGACUGCAAAUUCAUUCAUCAAUGCAAGUCAUCUUAAAGAAAUUAACCUCAGCCACAACAAAAUUAAAUCUCAAAAGAUUGAUAAUGGUGUGUUUGCAAAAUUUUCAAAUCUACUACAACUUCACCUAGAGCAUAACAAUUUACAAGAAUUUCCAUUUCCUCUUCCUAAAUCUCUGGAAAGACUCCUCCUUGGUUACAAUGAAAUCUCCACAUUACACACAAGUGCCAUGGAUGGGCUGGUAAACUUGACUAUGCUCGAUCUCUGUUAUAAUCACCUUCAUGACUCUGUGUUAAAAGAAAAAAACCUUGCCAAGAUGGAAAAAUUAAUGCAGCUCAACCUAUGUCAUAACAGAUUAGAAUCAAUGCCUCCUGGAUUACCUUCUUCACUUAUGUAUCUAUCUUUAGAAAAUAAUUCAAUUUCUUCUAUACCAGACAAAUACUUUGAUGAACUUCCAAAACUUCACGCUCUAAGAAUGUCACACAACAAACUGCAAGACAUCCCAUAUAACAUCUUUAAUCUUUCCAACCUUAUAGAGCUCAAUGUCGGACACAACAAAUUGAAGCAAGCAUUUUACAUUCCAAGAAAUUUGGAACACCUAUACCUAGAAAAUAAUGAAAUAGAAAAUAUCAAUGUGACAAUGAUGUGUCCUUCUAUUGACCCACUACAUCUUCACCAUUUAACAUACCUUCGUGUGGACCAAAAUAAGCUGAAAGAACCCAUAAAUUCAUAUAUCUUCUCCUGCUUCCCUCAUAUACAUAGUAUUUAUUAUGGUGAACAAAGAAGCACAAAUGGUCAAACAAUACAACUGAAGACCCAAGUUUUUGGGAGAUUUCAAGAUGAUGACGAAGAUGAUGGGGAUGAUCAUGAUAACACUCCUGAAGGCCAAGAAACAGAAGGGACAGAAGAACACUUCAACCCUCACUACUAUGAAACUCAAGAAUGGCAAGAAAUUAUAUAGGUAUAUGUUUAUGACUUCAUAAAAUUUAUAACUAACUGAACACAAAAUUCUGCAAAAUAAUAUAUCUAGAAUUAUGUAUUAGUAUAAAACCAGAAUUGCAUUUAACAAUCAACCGCAUCAUUGCAUAGCAUUAGAACUUACUCAAACGACAUAGAUCUUUAGAAAUAUCAACUAGAAAUAGUGAGAAUAAAAAACUAAACUUCAAUGGCUUCUUAUACUUUUUUCAAACUUUUAAACAUCAUCAAACUGGAAAAAAAGUGAACAUGCCGAUUCUCAUAACAGCAAUUUCCACAGAAUGAUUAAGAAAAUAGCAUUAGCCAGGAGACCAAAGCCAAGUCCAUUCCAUCACUCUGAGGACAUCUGAUAACAGUAGGGCACAUCAGUGUAAAAAGCAAGCAUUCAUUUAAGUAAUACACUGUCCUCUUCCACUCUGUCUUCAGACUUCAAGCUUGUUGUUGUUACUCAUUCGUUAUGGUACCCUAGGAUUACUAUUAGGAGCACAGAAUAUAUUUUAUUUUCAAGAGGCCAUCUUACUAAGAAUCCAAAGCACACAGAUUUAUGAAAUCACAUGUUCACACUUUUCUCUUAAAGCAUCAAAGAGGUAACUAAAAACCACCAGAUUAUUUCAGAGCAAUUUGUCUUUUAGGAAAACUUAGCAAUAGUCCAAAAUCUUUAUUGUGUUCCAUUUUCUCUCUCUCUCUCUCUCUCUCUCUCUCUCUCUCUCUCUCUCUUAUAGUUAUAUAAAGAUUUGCUGAUAAAUAACUGCUUUGUUCACAAAGUUAAAUUAAUGUUGCCAAAAUAAGUCAUUUUAUAUAAUAAAAAGCCCUUACAGUUCAUACUUA